GGUGGGGCCAGGCCCUCGGGCGCAGUAAUUGAGCGAGACUGUCUCUCUCUCCGUGCUGGAGAAACAGGCCUCAGGCAGACUGCGGCCACUCAUGACCUCUCUCUCUGUCUCCCCCUCCCCCUCUGUGCAGGCAAGGUGCACGGGUCUCUGGCCAGAGCCGGAAAGGUCAGAGGGCAAACUCCCAAGGUGGACAAGCAGGAGAAGAAGAAGAAGAAGACUGGCCGUGCCAAGCGCAGGAUGCAGUACAACCGGCGCUUCGUCAACGUGGUGCAGACCUUCGGCAAGAAGAAGGGCCCCAACGCCAACUCUUAGCUUCUGUACCCCACUGCACCCCAAUAAAGAUCCUGUUCCAACAUU
Molecule: messenger RNA, 357 nt
Organism: Lepisosteus oculatus (spotted gar)
Lineage: Eukaryota; Metazoa; Chordata; Actinopteri; Semionotiformes; Lepisosteidae
Source: RefSeq, a predicted model, not a curated record